AUGAGGCGGUCCAGAGUCACCGGCCGACCUAAGCCCAAAGAUACACAAUUCGGCUGGUACUUCGCUGGCGAGCCAAUGGAGAAGAGACACUCUCGAAGCGGCCGAAUCAGGCUAGUUCGUUAUGGACCUGAGAGGAAAAUAUGUGCCCACAGUCGAUGCCCGUCGCCAUCUCCCAUUCUAGAAAAUGCACUUUGCACCUGCAGCAAUAGAUGCGAGGUUCACCCCCACGGGACACGCUCCCCAUCCCCCGGCAACACCGACUCCUCUCCCUAUGAGGCCAUACGAUGCUGCGGAAGAUGUCACAUUAUCAGACGCGAGCGCGAGUCCUCUCCGCAAGUGGAGAAAAUAAUCUGCACCUGCAACCAUCGGUGUGAAUGUCACUCGCCCGAAACACGCACCGUCACGCCCAGCAGCAGUGAAUAUUCAAGCUCUGAAACAGCCACACGACGCCAUAAUAGCCGUCACACAACAAGACGCGAGCGUCGUUCCAACGACACACGUCCCACGACGCCGAACAGCAGUGAUUUUUCAGACUAUGAUCCGCCCAGAAGACGCCGCACCGGUCACCGCACGACAAAGCGCGAACCAGAGCAUCAUCCGCAGGUUGAGGUGCAUCAAUUUGAGGUCCACGCACCCUCUCCUGACACCCCUGCCACGCCAGGCCAGAGGUACAAGUCCACACGUGCGUCGAUCGCGACAGCACCACUCCCCAGCCCGGUAGUCCACCGCCACCACUGCCGCAAGGCGGCUUAUUGCGAAAGACACCCGGAGGGCUGCCGAGCUUCAAUUUAUGCGCUUUCACCGGUGCCGAGACCGACGUCAACCCCGACGCGCUCUCCCCGGUCGAGUGAAAAGACCCGUCGCGACUCGCGGGAAAAAUCAGACCCGAGAUGCACUUGCAGGAGGUCUGCUUCUCCAAAGCAGAUGUUUCCCCCGAAGCGAGUGCCUUCCCCCAAGCCUACACCUCCGAGGCCUGAUGUCCAGCAUUGCACCUGUUUCUACAUGGAUGGGUACCAUGCCGACGACUCUGGAUAUUAUGAUGACAAUGCUUCCGAGACCUCUAUCCAGGCCAUACCUGACCAUGAUAGGGAUGUGGAUGAGUCAUUUUGUGUUUAUCAUCACCGUUGUCGUCCGAGAUUUGAGCGUGGUCUUGGCUGGGUGUGCGGGAGGAAAUGA
Penicillium concentricum is the source of this 1176-nucleotide messenger RNA. RefSeq lists its product as uncharacterized. The record is from RefSeq and is a predicted model, not a curated record. Lineage: Eukaryota; Fungi; Ascomycota; Eurotiomycetes; Eurotiales; Aspergillaceae. Bases 1 to 1176 code for a protein of 391 amino acids. The transcript has a single exon.